GGCCGCCGGCCAAAGACUCGGCAACCUUCUUCUCCUGCGCGCUCAACCCGUUCUCGUCAGCUCCAGACCAGCAGUCCGACCCCAAGGGCGGCAGAUGAACAGUCACAGGCAACUCCUCGUGCUUCAAGGCGAUUGAGAGGUGAAAGCGGCAGUUCCCCUCGUCAUCGCCUAUGUUCUUCCAGUCCUCCCUUCAAAAGGCAGACAGCAGUGCGGAAACACCAGAUGACUCCCUCCCCCAUUCGGUACAUGUCCAGCUCCAGUCCAACUCGAGCUCAGAAUCGCCAGUCACGGCGUUCCGACAUUCCAGCAGCAGCAGUGGAUCUAUUCGCUGAGGCCUUGGGCGGUAGCUCAACUCGUGUGAUUUGGGGUUACAAACAUCUCUCCAUCCAGGAUUUCAUGAGAACGGAAAUCAUCAGCAUGUUUGAGCACCAUGCGACAACUUGGAGUGACCAGCUUGAACUUUGGAUGCGAGAACCUGAAGGCGUACCAUCAACACUCAAGCUAUGGCAUCAGUUGCAUGCUUAUCCUCAAGAGAUCAUUCCAUUGAUGGAUCAGACAGUGACGGAUGUGAUGGGCUUGGUCAUUUCGGACGACACCAUCAUUCCGGAUAUGAAAGAAGCUUUCUUCCGAUGCCAAGUCUGCAACCAUGGUGUUCAAGUCGACAUUGAUCGUGGAAAGAUUGCCGAAACCCACCGACAGGUCAUCAAGUUGCAGGAAACGCCUGACAGCAUUCCCGAUGGUCAGACUCCUCACUCGGUUUCGCUUUGCGUGUAUGAUGAGCUGGUGGAUGUCUGCAAGGGCUGUUGGGUAUCGACGGUCUCGACCAUCGAGCAGGAGCUCUCGGAACCAGGCGGCUGGGGGAUGCAGAGACAGACACGCAGGCUCACUGCGGAGGAGGAAGAGAAGAUUAAGCGAACUGCCACCAGACCUGAUCUGUAUGAGCUUCUCUCUCGCUUCUUCGUUACGUCCAUAAGAUUGCCCCUCGUGGUGUGUACACCAGCGGCAAUAGGCUCUUCCGCUGUCGGUCUUACGGCGUACGUCACCCGCGAUCCUGAAACCCGUCAGAUGGUCCUCGAGUCGGGUGCCUUGGUUCUCUCAGACGGCGGUAUCUGUUGCAUCGACGAGUUCGACAAGAUGAACGAAUCCACUCGAAUAUUGACUUCCCCUACCUUGCUGUCCCGAUUCGACUUGGUAUACCUCGUGCUGGACCGAGUGGACGAGCAGGAAGAUCGUCGGCUCGCUAAGCAUCUUGUCAACAUGUACCUGGAAGACAGACCCGAAAACGCUGCCGAGGAAGAGAUCUUGUUCACCCAGUGCUCACUCCCCGCCGCUUGGGAUGACAUUCGGUCUUCUGACCGCCGUAUCACCGCCACCACUCGUCAACUGGAAUCCAUGAUCCGGCUGUCGGAAGCGCAUGCCCGUAUGCGGCUGUCGCCCGAGGUCACGGCAGAUGAUGUGGAGGAAGCCGUGCGCUUGAUCCGCUCCGCCAUCAAGCAGGCGGCCACUGACUCUCGGACCGGUCUGAUUGACAUGAGCUUGUUGACGGAGGGCACUAGUGCCAGCGAGAGACGCAGCCGGGAAGCACUCAAGCGCGCCUUGCUGUCUGUGGUGGAUGAUCUGUGCAGCAGCAGCGGUGCGGCUCGCUGGGCCGAGGUCUUCAAGGUCUUAAGCGAGAACAGCAGCACGGAAGUCGACGGAGGCCAGUUUGCGGAUGCCGUUCGAGCGCUGGAGACCGAGGGAGCUGUAAGUGUUGUCGGCGAGGGUGCGCGGAGGAGUAUCCGGCGCAUUGGCGGCGCUCUUCUGUAGACCAGCUCUCUAAAACGGAUGGGAUGAUGAGACAUGAUGGAAUGGUCUUCUGCAAAUAAUUUCUACUGGUAUCUACUUGAUUUGACUACAUAUUCUCGGGUUGUCUGGCGAUGGAUGGUGUUGGGUGUUUGGGCUGUUACUGCGGCAUAAUAUGGGUUUACUUUGCACAUGAAUACCGAUUCUCCAACUUUAGGUCUGAUUAACACAAUCAACGCCUUUACAGUU
This is a messenger RNA of Aspergillus novofumigatus IBT 16806, 2031 nucleotides long. Its product is annotated as MCM-domain-containing protein. Lineage: Eukaryota; Fungi; Ascomycota; Eurotiomycetes; Eurotiales; Aspergillaceae. The annotation marks the transcript as partial. Gene Ontology annotation, cellular component: MCM complex; nucleus. The transcript is spliced from 12 exons. Gene Ontology annotation, biological process: DNA replication; DNA strand elongation involved in DNA replication; mitotic DNA replication initiation. The record is from RefSeq and is a predicted model, not a curated record. Gene Ontology annotation, molecular function: single-stranded DNA helicase activity; ATP binding; single-stranded DNA binding.